UUCUCAAUUUAGGCAAUGCCUUGGGCUCUUGCGACAGACGUUGGAAAAUAUUAUGAAGCUGGAUGUUGCUCGAUUACCACCUGUCACACAAACCUUGCGUAAAGCGCUCUCUUUCAGGACUUGAUGCAGGUCAGCCAUGAAAUUGAAUCACGAUUUGAAAAUAAAGGAUCAAGCCGCAGUAUAGGAGACAUUACAGCACUAGAUUUGCAGCUUCAUCAGUUAACACAGCAGAUUCAGCUGUCAACACAAGCACUAUCAGAAACCCAGCUUACUGACAGGAAUUCACCUAGCCGUAGAUCUGAUCGUAUGAGCAUGUCACCUUCACAGGAUAGCACAAGGUCUCAGAGUUUCAGAGAAUUCCUGUCCAGUAUUCCAUCUACUUUAAGAGAGAGUUUACGGAGAAGGCAAUCCCAACAGAGAAGUGCCAUUCAGUCUUCACUCAAUGGCUAGCCUUGCCAUGUAUACUGUUACACAGCUGUGGAAAUUUGUCCUCUUGACAUGUGGAAUAAGUAUACCAAUUUCUCCUGUUCCAGGAAAGAAGUUUUGUAGUAUUUCUGAAAUAUGGUUGUGUUGCUUUGUUGUGGUUUUAAAAAAUCGGUAUAAAGUAAACACAUCUUUUUGUGCAGGUGAUAAGAAAUAUGGUAUGCAGCAGAAACCUCCUGAUACAAAUUGAAGAUGGUGUGUGCCUUCAUAGUUUUGUGGAAGGUGAGGAACUUUAAAUCAAAUUAUGGCAUAGGUACAUUUUAAGUAAUGUCUUUCAUGUGUGCUGGAGCACUGUGGGGUCUGUUUAUGGAAGCAGAAAAUCAAAAUGUACAUUUUGAAAUUGAAGGUUUCCAUGUACAGAUUAUAUUGUUUUCACUGAGAAUGGACUGAAACUUUGGGCUUAUUUCUCUGGUUAUAGGAAAUAUUCAGGGAUAAUUAAUGGCUAUUCAUUUGCUGUGGAACACUAUGGCAUUUACAGAAUUCACAGGUGAAUAGUUUUACCCUGUCACUCAUAACCAGACAUAUCAUUGCAAGAGGCCUUUUUAAAUACUGUCUAGACAUAAGUACUUUAUAUUACAGUGAAAUAUGUCUUUGAAAGAUCCCGUUAUACUAACACAGUUUAGGUAUAUAUUUAUGCUCAUAUUACUGUAGUUUUGAAAUCUAAAUCAAAUUUUUUACAAUAUUUGACAUUGUUAAUUGCAAAGGGUGUUUAUCAGUAGAGGCACAUCUGUCAGAUUUGGCAAAUAAGUCUGUUGUUGUGAAGGUUAUCAAAGUAUCUAGAAAAGGAACCAGGUCAGAUUACUUUCAUUGUUGAAAUAUGCGGUUUCCUGUAUUUUUAAUGUAAUGUGUGCUACGAAGGUGAACUUGCCUUUUGCCUGUUAAGAACUAGUAUAGUAGUAUAUAUCUAUAUAUAUAUAUAUAUAAUGUAUAUAUUUUUCCUUAUCAUACCAAGAAUAGAUAUUUUUUGUAAUUGUUACUAGGCAGGCUGUAGUAGUGAGACUUAUUUCCUAAAAAAUUUGCCUUUUUCUAGUCUUUUACUUGAUGGUUGUGAUAGAGAGAUACUUUUGGUGAUUUUAUUUAAUAAUUUCAACCAACUAGAUAUCUCUGGUUUUUUAUUAAUGGCUUUAGUGUAUUAUUGUAAGUGUUGGGAUGUCAGACUGUCUGCAGCAUAAAAUGUGAACACUGAAGCAAGCGACGCGUCAGCUUAAGUGUUAAUGCAGCCUUCAGAUCAAUGAUACAUGACUUCAUUACAUAUAGCAAAAUGCAGCUAAUUCUUAAUUUCAUGUGUUAAUCUCAUAAGGAAAAUAUUUGCUGAUCAAACUCAAUAUUUAGAAUUUUUCACUUUGUAGUAGUCAUCAUUUUACCAAAGAUGAGAAAUGCACCUGGUAAAUAGGAACAGUUCCAAUACAUUGCAGAAAAAAAGCAUUUUUUUAUUUUUUGCGAUGGUGAUAAAUUGUGAUAUUGUAGUAAAUGAAACUACUGAAAUGAUGGCAGUGUACAUUGUACUAAAAUUGUUCAAUACUUGUGAGAUUUCAUUGAUUGUUAUGCAGUACGUAUAUAUAAAGAUCUUUAUACAUACUUAAGAUUGAGACUUGGAAGUGUUUUACUGAAAAAUCAUCUUUGGUAUUAGUACAGAAGACACUUUAAAUAUUUUUUUAUACUGCUGCAAUAUCAGCCAUGUGGUGUGACCAUUUGGUUACUUUUGUAUCCAAGAUGAUAUGUGUAUUAUGUAUAUCAGAUACUUCUGUUAAUUAUUCCAUUUUACUAUUAAUGAUUUUUUUUAUCAGCUUAAUGCCUUUUUAAAGAUAUAUAUAAAAACAGAUUAAACAUUUUCUUGGUUUUAAAUUUGAAAAGUCAUAUUUUUUAUACAUCUUUCAAUGUGGAUAAUUUUUUUUAUCAAGAUACUUUGUGAUAUUAUAAAACUAAUAAUUUCUGCUAAAAGGGAGAUCCAGCCAUGAUUAAUUAAAUGUCAUUGUUUGCUCGGCCUGAUGAAAAAAAAACAAAAACCUAGUUUUGUAGCAUAAUUUAUAGUAAAAAACUGCAUGUUGCUGAAUAACUCUCAGUAAGUUCAUGAAAAAUAUUAAUGUGUUGUUAGGAGGCUUGUUGACAGGCGUGCUUAUAUUCACUUCAAGAUCUGAUAAUGUAUUCAGCAGAUACAUAUAAAGGUUGCUAAAGUAAUUUCAUUGUGCAUAAAUUAGUGUCAUUGGUUGGUUGCUUAGAUGACAAAUGUUUCUAAUGCAGCUUUAAAAGAAAGGAAAGUAGUUCCUGGUAUUGUGGUUAAUAUUUAUAUUGUAACCAGCCUUAUAAUCUAGUUUUUUGUACUUAAGGUCUGUCGAAAUAUUGUGAUAGGUAACAACAAUUACCAUCUCAUUCUACUGCCAAGAGUUAGGAAGAUAUUUAGUCAUACCAUCCAUUUAUCUUCAAGACUUUUACAUCAUGUCCCAUGAAAAAGGCCUUAAAAAAUUGAUCUUGCAAUCAACAUAUCAACAUAAGGAUUUUAUAGUAGAAUUUCUGUAGAUCUUAGUAACUGCAACUUGUCUAUCAGUGUGGGGAAUAUGAAAAAUUGGAAUGGAUACAAGGUAGCAAGUCAUACACCAAGAAAUGAAACUCCAACAUGGCUGGUCCUUUGCAGAACCAAGGGUUUAAAUUGGAAGUUGUUGCAGGUAAUUAGAACGUGUAACUUUUGUUCACCUGUAGUUUCUACUACUUAUAUACCUAUUGUGAAGACCUAUUAUUUUUUUUUUAAUUUUAAGAAUUUUCCAUAUCUUCAGAUCAGACUGUGUAACUAAACUAAAUGAAGCAUGAAACUCUUAACUAGAAGUCUUAUUAAUGAAUAGCUUUCAGACAUUGUUAUCAGAAAACUAACAUGUUUGGGGAUAUUUUACAUGAAGUUUACAGUAAUAAUGUAAAGGUAAAGAAGUACAAAUAAGUGCAAGAAAUAGGUAUGUGUUAACCACUCGUGUUUUUCACUCGUCCUGCAUUUGUGUACUUUCAAAUUUGUUUUCAGUCAAUUACUUUAUAUAAGAUGUAAAUGUUUGGCUGCUUAUAUUAAUAUGAGAAAACAUUGGUAUUUUGAAUGCUAGGUAUACGAGAGAUAUUAGAUAAUACUAAUAGGAAUGCUUAUUCACCUAAACGUUACUGUACUUGGUUCUUUGUAUAAAGCCUCCAGAAAAUGAUGGUGGUUACAUUCUGUUUUAUGACAGCUAUGUUCCGAAACCAACAUACUUAACUUACUUAUGAUAUCUCUCUAGUAUGGUGUAAUGUUAGCCAGGAGUGAAGUAGGUGAACAAGGUUGUGUCAGACUCUUGAGUUGGCACCCCCUUAUAAAGUCAGUGUUAAUGUUGACACACAUGUAUAUUAAGAACUCAAGCAUUUAUUGCAAUUUAUCAGUCUUUUUGCAAUUUUGCAUAAGGUUGGUUUAAUGGCUUUAACUACUUUUAGUUUAAGGAUAUAGAAGCAUGUUGGCAAUCCUAAUUGCUCUGUGCUAAAUUAUAAGAGAGAAAGGUCAAGGCACUUCUGCAGAAUUAGGAUUAAAUCUUAUGCUUAAUGUGUUAAUUGCACUGGCACCUCAACUUAAUGGAACAGUUUGUGGGUCUGGCCUAGUAGAGUAGUUUUUAAAAAAAUCUGUGUUGAGGAAGGUCUUAUAAGCAGGUGAGGACAAUAAUGAAUGCAACCGAUAUGUAGGCAUAACAAAAUAUAAAAAAGUAUCAUACGCACUGCACUUGAGCAUGUAUGUGCAUUUGUUUAGACAAGUAGCACAAUUUUGUUCUGUAUUUUUGUAUAUCCACACUAAAAGUCUAAUUAAGAUUUUAUCAAAUUUUGGUGUGUAGGACUUAAGGUUUUACUGCAGUAAUAUGUACUAGUAUUUUUUGGUAUGGCAUAUGAUAAUUAAUGAAAUCCUUACACUGUCUAAAACACAUUGCAAGUUGAUUGAGCUUAGGCUGUUGUAUAGUAAAGGUAUAUCAUAUAGUGAAAUCUUUAGAAAAUAUGUAAGGCACUAUAUUAACUGAUCAAUACAAGUAUGUUAAUCACAGUUUAUUAAGGGAUAUUAGCUUAUCAAAGUUUGGAAUGCAAUAAUGAUAAAGAAGAUAAAGAGGGACUACACAGACAGGUAAUAUUCAUAUGAUUGCAUGGGGGAUGAGAAUAGCCAGGAUCUGCGAGUAGUAGAAGCCCCUACAAAAAUGCUUAAAACUGCCAAUUUAUUUAUUAGAUAAAACUCAAGAAUGUUUAUACCUGGCUUUUUUAAUAGUUUUAUCACAAAAAGUGUAUUUUAUGAGAGAGAGAGAAAAAAAAGGAAUUUGUGGAUAUUUCUCAUAGAAAAAUACAGCGAAAUGACAAAUUUUUGAAGACAAUUUGUAUUUUUCAUAGCUACAAAUCUGAAGUCUUAACAAGAGGAUAAUUUCUAGCGCCUAGCUGGAUCUGGUUAAAUCACAGAUAAAAGCAAGGAAACUUGUGAGAUCUGGCAACGCGUGCAUAUAUUAGGUGAAGAGUAGUCAAGGACCACGCAUCUACGCCACCGCGUCAGUCUUUCUCAACUCAGGAUGUCUUAGCAGACAGAGGGGCGGCUAGAGGUGGGCAGUACAAUGUUCAGACCUCUGGUUUGUACUUAGGAAAAAUACAAAUUGUCUUAGAAAAUUUGUCAUUUGUUCAUACGCGAACAAACCUUCGGUCUUAACAAUAGGAUAGACUUAUACUUGGAGGGAGGUAGAAGACAUUCCUAAACCGGCAGGGGCCUACCCACCAGUCCAACUCCAGAAGAAAUAACUUCCGUAGAGGGACUGAAACCCGUGAGAAGCUAGAUAAAUUGGUAUCUAACCACCCAGACACUGAGCGACGUACAGUGUUAUAUGGGAGAAUCAUUGUACUAUAGGGAACCAAAGAGAAAUUUUGACUGUCCAAUAACAAACCAACUCACCAGGGUUUGUUACCACUCCCAAUUCCCCCUUGCCAAGGAGCGGAGCAUAUGCUACCGAAUAGAGGGUUGGAUAUUUGUAUACCAAGCGACUAUCCUAUCAGUAUGACUACCUUACUCACCUGUAUCAGACUAGUCCAGUGAAUGAUGUGUCUAUUCCUUAACCCACCCGAAGGAAGAAGGAAAGGUACUAGAGAAAGAAAAAGACCAGCCAACUCACUCAUUCUCUCAUCCACACAAUCAUCUUAGGUAAGAUACAAAAGUGCCCUGUUAAGGGCAAUGAUGAGUUACACAACCUGUUGGGCAGCCACCACAGAACCCAGGGAAAACGUGUCCAUAGAUUUGUGGGCAACAUCCUUAACCCUUAAACGCCGAAGCGGUAUUUUAAAAAUCGUCUCCCAUAUGCCGGCGGUGUUCUUGAGUGAGCGCCGAAGUGGAAAUUUUUUUUUCAAAAAAUCACAGCACGUUUAGUUUUCAAGAUUAAGAGUUCAUUUUUGGCUACUUCUUUUGGCAUUGCCUGAAGUUUUAGUAUGCAACCAUCAGAAAUGAAAAAAAUAUCAUUAUCAUAUAUAAAUACGUAUUGGGAUAUAUGGCAGCGCAAAAAAAAAUUUCAAACAUAAUUGUAUACAAAUCGUGCUGUGAACAAAACGGUUAAAGCUAACAAGUUAAUUUUUUGUUGUUGAAUUGUACACUAAAUUGUGAUCAUUUUGGUAUAUAACACAUUGUAAAAUGAUCAAGGCAACACAGAGAAAAUAUUAUCACAAUAUGAUGAAUGAAUUCGUAACGCGCGGACGUAAAAAAAAAAAGCCGUUUUCAAAAAUUCACCAUAAAUUGAAAUAUUGUGCUAGAGACUUCCCAUUUGUUGAAAAAUUAAGGUAAUUGAUUGAAUAUUACUAGACUGUAACUGUUGUAGCUUACAAUUGCAGUUUUUGGCCAUUUCGGUCGAGUUAAAGUUGACUGAAGGACAAAUUUUUUCUAUUUAUCGUUUUUUAUAUGAAAAUAUUUCAAAACUGAUAAAAGCUACAACCAUGGGUUGUUUUUUGUUGUAUUUUACAUGAAAUUGCACACAUUUUCAUAUAUAAAACUUUAUGUAACGGCUAAUUUAAAAUGGUGCAAACAUUAUGACAAUUGGACGAAAAAAUUUAUGAUUUUUUCGGAAGAGUUACCGCGUGGACGUAAGGAAAAAGUUUAUUUCAUAAAUUCACCAUAAAUCAAAAUAUUGUGCUAGAGACUUCCAAUUUGUUGCAAAAUAAAGGUAAAUGAUUGAAUAUUACUAGAAUGUAAGAGUUUUAUCUUACAAUUACGUUUUUUGACCAUUUCGGUAGAGUCAAAGUUGACCGAAGGUUGAAAUUUUGGCACUUAUCGUUAUUUAUAUGAAAAUAUUUCAAAACUGAUAAAAGCCACAACCAUGAGUUGUUUUUUGUUGUAUUCUACAUGAAAUUGCGCACAGUCAUAUUUUAAUACUCCAUGUAACGGCUAAUAUAAAAUGGUGUAAAAAUUAUGUCAAAGUGAUGAAAUAAUUUCUGAUAUGUGUUGCUGAUACUUUUUAGUGCGAGAAGAAAGAAAUUCACGCUUGCGCGCCUGGGGAACGAUUGUAAACAAAACAACGCCUAGUAGGCCUAUAACUAUUUUUCUGCAAAUUUUUUUUUAAACUUUUUUUUAUAUCGACGUACCAUACGUCCAAUCAGCACCCAACAGACAAUUUAUAUCGAUGUUUAAUACAUCCAAUCGGCGUUAAAGGGUUAAGAUAGAAAGAGGUGAACAUGGACUGGCGUAACAAAGUACCAGCGCUCAGCACUCUAUGUACAACCGAGUUCUUUUUGAAAGCCAGAGAGGGACCAAUACCCCUUAUGUCAUGCGCCCUAGCCUGCACAGACGUGGUGGCGGAAUCAUCAAGAGUCAAGUAUGCCUGUCUGAUAGCCUCCCAUAUCCAAAGAGAGAUAGUAUUCUUUGACACCACUUUCUUUGUACGUCCUGUGCAAACAAAAAGUCUGCAGCAGCCUGGCCUAAUUAUCCUAUUGUUAAGACCGAAGGUUUGUUUGCGUAUGAACAAUAUACGAAUUUCCAGUGAAUAAUGGGUAGAUCUGGUCCAUAGAGAGAGCUGCGAAUGCCGAGAACAAUACGUGUUUCACUGUAUAAUUGAUAAAUGAUUAUGAUUAAAAUUACAUAAUCAAUAAAUUUACAUGUAAAUAUUCUCAGUUCACUUGUUUGUUUGUAUGGUGUUUUUACAUUGCAUGGAACCAGUGGUUAUUCAGCAACGGGACCAACGGCUUUACGUGCCUUCCGAACCACUUUGAGAAUGAACUUCUAUCACCAGAAAUACGCAUCUCUAACACCUCGAUGGAAUGCCCGAGAAUCGAACUUGUGACCACCGAGGUGGCAGGUCAAAAACAUACCGAUUAUGCCACUAAGGUGCUAUGGUUCACUUAUUGAUCACAUGUAAAUUGCUGCUCCCUUAAGCAAUUGUGAAUGAUUGCCUGUCUGUCUAUGUCUGUUAACUAAUUCAAAAUUGUGAUAAAAUCCCCUAAUAAAAUGUAUAAAAUCCCCUAAUAAAAUGUGAUUAAUAUAAAUGUUUAUCAGUAAAUAAAGUGUAUUACAUGUUUACAUGUACAAUCUUUAGUAGUUAAUGACUUUAGAUUUUUGACAGUAAGGAUUUAGUAAAUUUUCAUUUGCCAUACCGUGUUUUUUAGAUAUUUAAUCCUGACAGGCCAGCCUAAAUAGUAUACUUUACCAAAGUCCCAUGAAUGGUGAGACUUUAGGGUCUGCCAGUUUAAAAAAAAAACACAUCAGUGGAAAGAGGAAGGUAUGCAAUGCUCCUGUAUAGAAAAAAAAAGGUUAUCAAAAACUUUCUCUACCUCCUACAUUAAAUUGAAAAUGAUUAUUUCCAAACCUGGGCAGGAUCUCUUUUCUGAGUCAUUUAUAAAAAUACAAACUAACUUAGCAAGAUAUAUUCAAAUAUGUUGUUGUACUUUAUUGUGCAAAAUUACAGUUACAACUUACAUAUUACCUUAAAAGAUGAGAACUAAAACCAGAAACAACCCCUGAGUAUAUUUACAGACAAAUAUAUGAGAUAUACUGGGACAGGGAGGUUUAUUACCUUCCUCUGUGAAAUCUAAAGGGCCUGAAUAUAUUUAUAGGCAAAUAUAUGAGAGAGAGAUACUGGAAUAGGGAGACUUACUACCUUCCCCCUACGGAAUCUCAUGGGAGGCUGUUAUUCCUCAUGUCACUGAGAGUGGGUGUUGCUGUAAGAGUAGUAAUAUAGUCAUUCAGGGCCCAUUCAAGAGAGAGGUGUUUUUUCCUGCAAAAUUUGUCCAAAUAUUAUGGCACGAAAUAAGGACUGGUGGAACUCUUAUGGCAUUGUUGCGCAUUAAAGGAAGCAUACCACUAUGAAAGGAUUAAUGUGAAGAUACCAGAAUGAGAAUACAAAAUGGUAAUUGCUUGCCCUCUACAAAAUCACCACACAAAUGAACAAAUACACAUCGAUGUUAAGUGAAAAAUUUAUAUUUUAAAAUAUCUGAUUUCCAUUGUGCAAAAACAUAUUAGAAUAUGAAAUAUUCUAAUAUGUUUUGCGCAAUGGAAAUUAAUAUUUUAAAAGCAUAAAUUUUCCGUUUAACAUUGAUACUAACAGUAUACUAGGCCUAAGUCUGAGUCAAUCAGGAAUCAUAUGAUCAAAAGGACGUCAGUUGUCUUUACAUCACAUUAGUUUUGUAGAUGCAUUAUUUAUAUAUUUUUUUUACAUAUUUUAUUUAUAUAUUUAGUAGAAUUUACCUUGUGAAUUAAACUUAUGGCAUCUAUAUGUUAUGCAUUGUUAACCAAGAACUGCAGUGUUAUUAAGGAAAGACAAUUAUCUUUGAAAAUUAAAUCCUUCCUAAAAGCCUAUGAACAAAGGAACUAAUGUUUACAUAAAAGAACAUAAUAUUCAUUAUUAAACUAAAGCUUGGCAAUUACAGAUUAAUGCAUACAAUAUAGAAUAUGAAGCACAGUAAAAAAAAGAAGUGCUGCAAACACACAUCUGCACAUGACUAGUUCAGCAAUGUAGCUAAGCAGCAAUUACACUAGUCAUUAGACUGCAAUAUUAUAUGGAGUUGCUCUACAAUUCAGACUAGCAUAUGCUAUUUGAAGUAGACUCUCUUUACAAGGCAGACACCAAUGUUCAGGUCAGUAAGAGGAAGGUACAGAAUAGGCAUGGCAGAUCAGUUUCCCUGUAAACAAAUUAUACCAGCUUACAAGAUUAGGCAGUAGCAUUGGUUGCAUUUGUUUUAUCAUGUAAUUUUUAGUGUACUUAACAAAUUAUUUCAAUAUGUGCAAAAUCUAAUUUUUAUUUUUAAAGGUUUUGUCACCUCUGAUAAGCAGCACAAUCUGAUAAGUUGAAGUCUUCAAUUGAAGUGCCAGUUACAUGGUUUGUAGUCACAGUGAGGAAUUGUUUACAGUUCUCUAAGCACAGACUUUAGACAUUUGUUCUUGUAUUUAAUCUCAGCCUUAAAUGGUUACUCAUCCUUGUCUUUUAAUCACUGUCGAGAUCAUUGUUUUCCAUGUCACAUGCCUGUAAGUGUCUAGGAGGAGGUAUUUGCAUUUUAUUGCAUUGCAUUAAGUAUUUUUAAAUAACUUUGUUGCAACAUUAUCCUGUUUAAGCUUUUUGCCAUGCUGUUAAAUUAAUUUUAGUUACAUGCUAUUAAUAGGAAAUACGCAUAGUCCUAGCACUUCAGUUUUUUGCUGGGCAUGUAGCUUCUAGGUAGCCAAUAGUCAAUUACGUAAAUUCACUAGUAUUUCUGUUUUUUCAGCUUCCAAAACUUUUUUUUAUCUGGUUUUAUUUAUAGAUGGUAAAGGGUAUCAUGCCUAUGGUGUUUGAGCCAAAGACAAAAUGUUUUGGCUUCCCUUCUCUUUUUCCAAAGUUCAAAGGGAGGACUGUGGUCACUACACCUGAUAUUGUUUUAGUGUGGAUGAGUGUCACAGUACACCUCAUGUGAAAAAACUGAAUAUAUUGGAGUUGCCAACCUCUGGUGUGGAUUAUUUUAUCCAGAGCCAUCACGACAGUACAGGAGACAGCAGUGAUCCUGUGACACACAUGCCUACAUGCUGAUAGGACAUUAAGAAGUUGUGACAGAAAUGCAGUUUCACAAGAUAUCAUGAUGCUAUAACAAAUACACUUGGAUUCUAAUGAUACAAUGACAUGCCAAGAGUUGCCCAAAUUCCAAUAGUGCUACUGGGAUAGGAGUAGAGACCCUCAACAUGUGGUGACGAAGACAGGCUGCCAAGGAUCAAAUAUAAAUAUUUUCUAAAGUCCAAUCUAUGCUACCAUGACCAAGCAAAAAUGUCUUGAAAUGCUAUGAUGGAUAUAUGGUAACCUUUUUAGAUAUACGUAGUAUCUUCAAUACAUCAAGAGAGGAACAGAUCAGGGUUAUAUCUUAAGAGACUUAAAGAAAAACAAAUUGUGAAGCACCAAGUGUAGUUUUAAAAAUGGUGAUUUCCUCCCAUUCCAUACCUGGCUUUGUAUUGUUAAUACUAUACUUCAUGAUUUGACAAUACUCGGUUAAAGCUUCCUAAACGCGUAAGAAAUUUGUAAUCCUGCCAAAGAACUAAAUAAUGUUUGUAAGGCUAAUUAUAUCUACAGAUAACCAUUACUCCCAGAAAACUCAUUCAUGUUUCCUUUAUUUAUAAAUUUUUGAAUGCUUCAAAUCUUUAGUUCUUUUAUUACUAGAGACUGAUUUCCAGUUUCGGUUUCAGCCACUCUGAGUCAUCUUGUAGACAUGAUUGCUGGAAGUGGUAGUUUCUUUUUCAUAACGGUCAUCAUAUUUUCUCAAUUGUCCUCUGCCAUGCACAUUUUCUGCCCAAAUUCCAAUCUACUUCCUUCUCCAUGCCUUUUGGUCUUCAUUGUUCUACUUGAGUGUCUGUUUUUCUGGCUAAAUGCCCCUUAUUUCAGUUUGUUUUUCAGUCUCUUGAUAGAGUACUUCAUAUCUCAGCCACUUCUUCAGUUGGUGUGAGUUUGCCACUGCAUGUGAGACAUAAAUCUCAGCAGUUUGUAGUUCUCUUGAACUGAUAGAUUUUUGCCAUCUACUGAAGUGAGUCUGUUGCUAUUCUUUUUUACUUCUCUCAUAUGACCAACAUCACAAUGCAGUAUUCUGUCAAGAUAAUAGAAAUGUACUACAGGUACUUCCUCUUAAACACAUCAUCAUUAAAUAAUAAACCACAGAAUAAUAAUUCUGAUAACAAAUUAAGUAAAAUCAAAGCCACCUUGAGCGCAUGGCUUUCAUAUCAAGAAGUGCCCCACUGAAAGAAAUUUUAUUUUGCUUUUAAGGUGGUCACACAUUUUGACAAUGGAUUUUUUAUGAAUAUCCUGCAUGACCAAAUUCCUUCAUGAAAAGAUGGCAAGAAUACAUUUGAUUAAAAAUAUAUGAUCUCAAUGUCCAAAAUUGAAAAAUGAAAGUUUGAAAAGAAUGUUCCUCUAAUUAAAUUCUGCAUCUAUUUCAAUCUGAAAAGACUGAUAACAUUCAUGAUGUAAAGUUCUUUGGUAGAGGAAAACUCACCUCAUUUGUAAUUCCGUUCUUGGCUAACACUUCAAUGCAUAGUAUGUAUUAUAUCAUAAGUAAAAUAAGAGGUAUCUUUUAAAAAUCCAGUUUUUUAUUUUAAAAUCAUGACACUUUUCUUUCAGUAAAUAAUUUAGUAUCCAACAAUUUUAUUUAAACAUUUCACUCAAAAUUUAAGUCUACAGUAGUACUUGAUUCUCCUCCUCAUCAUGAUUCUAAAAUAUCACAAAAGUAAAUUAAUAUUUUUAUGUAAUUAUCUGCUCUUGUGUUGAUAAUUCAAUUUUGGUAAUACUGUAUUACACUUAAUUUUUGUCACUUCAAGGAAAGCGGUAUUCACAGAGGAGCUGUUAUUAACCCUUUGAGAUUCCAGUGACGUCUUAUAGAUUCUGACCGUGAGGUUUCAAUGUCAAAUAACUUUUAUUUGUCAUAUUUUUACAAAUUUAACCCUAACCAAUUUCAUGUCAGUUAGCAUUUAAGAUGAUGUUUGAAGUGUAUUGGGGAUGUUUCAAUUAUAUCCUAUGCAGGUAUUGGCUGUUCAGAGAAUUAUCAUCAAAUUAGUCCAAAAUUUAAACUUAUAAACAUGUUCCCCCCUUCUUCGUAAGUUUCUUUGAUUGCAGUAAUUGUUAUAAAAAGCAGAAAUAAAAAUACAGUAAAGGAAGUAUAAUACAGUAUACAUUUGCAUGGUGCAAAAAGAAAGUGCAUUAAUUUCUAUUAUUUUUAAUACAUAUUUACAAAAAAUGUAAGAAUUUCUGCUCAGCUAACUUCCAGACGUUCUGACCAUGUUAUUUUGCUUUGUUACAUUUUCAAAGACAAAAAAAAUAAAUAAAUAGAAUAUGAUUUCUGUAAGUUCAAUGGCCAGCCAGAACAGAGCUUUUCCACAUUAGACUUUUUGACCACCAAAAAUCUCAAACAGGUAAAUGACAGCAUAUAUCUUCCCCAAAACAAGUUAACCCUUUGACAUUCUGAUGAUGUCAAAUGGCACCACAUAAAUUUCAUCCAUUGAGAUUUCCUUGUAGAAAAUAAAAAUACUCAGCAUUUAUCAUUACUGAAAAAGAAAAAGAUUACUUUUACACAGUGCCAAAGGAAUUUAAAAAUCUUUUAAAUAUAGUUGUAACUGAACACAUCAUUCUGACAUUCUGACAAUGCAAUUUUUGUUAUUUUCCCCAUAUUUAAAGAUAAUUCGAGAAAUUAAAUUAUUCAACUUCAAAAUUAAACCAAAACCUGCAUUAUAAAAACAAUUACUGUUAGCAGCAAAUGAAAAUUAUCACAAUUUUGUUGUACUAUAUUACAAAAUUUAAGUAUUUGGUUUAAAAAUGAGUGAAAAAUCAUGAAAUAAAUUUACAGCAAAUAAUAAAAUUUCUGAGCUCCAAAAUAAAUCCUUUACUACAGACUAGAUUUUGACUUCCCAGGGAUGUCAAAGGGGUAAAUGACCUUGGAGGAUUAAUGAAAGCCAUAAAACCUACAAUCUAGAUGUAGGUGGUAAUGAAUGGUAAAAUCAACUGAUUAACAAUUUGGUAAUUUCUACAUAGAAUGCCUGUUCUCAUAGAAAUACAAACCAUUGUCUUUUAUAGGGGAGUACUAUCCUCCCUGUAAGCUCGAAUGGUUGUUGAACUUGGUAACUGGUGUUUAUGAGGGGGGGGGGGGGGGAUACUUCACAUACCUCCUGUCACUAGUCACUUUUUCUUAGGCCACUGUCAUGUGAGGGUAUAUUGCUCCCCCUCUUUUCAGGUGUGAAGGAUGUUAGGAUUGAACCUUCAUCCUUUCCUAUUUUCUUAGGUAAAUCCCCACUGGUUAGAACACAUCUUCCUUUCAACUUUAGCUUUGUUGCUGUUGUAGGGGAGAAUUUACUACUGUUGGGAGGAGCUCAAAGGAGACAAAAGCCUUCAAGUGUUAACCUGCUGCUGCUUCAUGCUAAAGUCCUCCCUUCUUCUCUAAAUAUGCUCCUUUCCUAGGCGAGUGGUGGGUACUAUGGAAGCCUGGAGGACAUAAUAUUUUAUGGUUGGGAGGCUGGAGGUCAUAUUUUAUGAUAACUACAAAGUAUGCUGUCAUGAUGACGCUUACUAUGCCUGCUGUUGCUUCAACUGUUAUAGGCUCAUUAAAUUUCAAGAGUGGUCUUCCUUUUCAGGGAAGUUCCCUCAGGGUAUCGACUACUGCAACUUCCUCAGAGGAGGAAAGCAAGAGCAAAAGAUGUGUAAGCACUGGCCUUCCACCACCACCACCACCUCAUCUCCUUCACCCUCCUGUGGGAUGGAGAUUCCAGUUGGCCUCUCAGAAGUAGUUCUGCAAGGUUUUGAGUGAAUGCUCAUUCCAGUCUCUAGGGAUUGGGAACUCCAACACCUGGCUAGCAUCUGGCUCAGUUUGGAGAUGAGGGUUGCCUACCUACCUCAUGUAGAAAGCAGGCUCUUCUCCCGUUCUUCCCAAGAAGUAAAUUUUGUCAAGCCAGCAAAUCCUUGUUUAAAUUUUCCAGUCAGCAGUGGGUGCAUGCAAGCAGUGGCAUUAGCUCUUUCUCUUGGAUUUCUUCAGAGAGAGAAAUGGGCAGAGCCUGUGCAACCCAGAACAUACCUGGAUUGCAGAGUAGCAUGAGCAGUUAGCUCAUCUUCAUGUGGCUACAUGGAAGCACACCUAGUUGUGCUUAAUGCCUACUUUCUACACUUUAACAGUCUCCGGAUUACUCCGGAGCACUUCCUCUUGUGUUUCUGGAAACACAGGGCAGUGCCCAUAACCCUGCGCAUACUUAGUCUACAGACUGCAUGCAGGUUACUCUUUCCUCCUGUGCCUUCCUUGAAGUACACCUGUUCGAGAUAAGCCUGCCCUGCCUACUUCUUUGAUGUGUGUUUGAGCCUUGUUGAAUUGUUUAUAACACAAUUCUCAGGUGAAACCAGCUCUGCGAUUCCAUGAGCGUAAGUGCACUUACCUGUUUACCUAUAGAAUACCAGGAAAGGAUACAGGAGCAGAGCACUCGCCCAGUGUGGGGAGAGAGUAGUAAUUUUCUCCCCGCUUCUCAGUGCAUGAGCACUGGCUCCUUACCUGUCUCUGGGCUUGCUAGGUUAAGUUGGCACUUUCUCCCCCUCCUUGCAGUGUAUGCCUCCUCCUCCUCCUCGCAGUGUAUGGAUGUAGGAGUUUGUAUGUGACAGACUUUGUUUUACAGUUUUGGGGCACUGGGUGGAUCUGUUCAUUUACAGCUUGAUAACUUGGGUCUGAGUGGUUUGCUACAAACCUGGAGUGCUUUUCACAUGAUAAAGAUUUUUACAACUCUUGUGAACAGCCAUUCUUAGGCUAUGCUUUUCUUGAAACUUAUGUUAUCAUGUUACCUUCUCUUUUGUUGUGCAAGCAGAAUCUAUUGUACACAUAUAAGCAGGACAUUUGCACUGAUUCUGUGUCUGCAGCAGAGGGGGUUGUCCCAGUCAAUCAUGGAUUUUAUGGCCCAAUAUGACACAUUUUUCAAGUAAUUUGUAUUUUUCCUAACAUACAAACCUAAGGUCUUUACACAUGGGAUUACCUUUCAGCGAGCUGGAAAACUGGCUGUUAAACUUUUGCAAAGUGGUGAUGGUAAUAGCUGCUAAUGGUAGGGGCACAUUCAAUUCUGUGCAGUUUACCUUUCCACCCAGGUAAGAGAAUGAGAGAGGGAGGGGGUUAAGAGAUGAGCCCUUUAUGUAAAGACCUCUAGUUUGUAUAUUAGGAAAAAUACAAAUUACUUAAAAAAAAUUUUCACUGUUCCUACUCAAAUUGUUCCAACCGCUGUGGUUAUAGUUGCUUGUGGUGUUUUGGACUGGGCUAACAAUCUGCAAAUCGGAGGGUUCCCUGCCUUCCAGAGGCAGGAAAGAAUUGCAUGCCAUUUUUGAACACUUUCAUGUUCUCUUCUCUUUCACUGAGAAAGGGUGAAGAGACCUUUCUAAGGGACAGUCCGUAUGGGGCUCCCCAUUACUUCUUUUCAAGGGUAAUGUGGAAUCAGGUGGUGAAAAAGAGAAAGUUGGAGUUCUGAGACACUAAUCCAUUGCAUGGUGCUUGUCAAUCCUCAGCCCGGACAAAAACCUGCAGCCAAACCAGGUGUGGCUAGGUCUUCAAAAUGAAGGGAAGGGGGAGGUUGCUUAGAAUAGUGAUCCUAAUCCUCUGCUGCCUUGAGUAGAGGGAUGCAUGUCUUGUCUGGCAGUAGAGCAGGGACAGGGAAUAAAGCCCUGAAUAUUUUCAGAUGCUUGGCGGGGGUGAAGGCAAUGAUGGAGAAAGGCACUAGAAGUUGUAGAGGACCAGUUUUUGGGAUAUUUUUUCAGUUGCUUCUUUAUAGUGAAAGGUGUAACUGGGCUGGGGAUUGGCCUUUGAACUCUCACUAUUUAAGUGUUGGACUCUCAUUUAUGUGGAAAAAGUAUGUGCUGUGCUGUGCUGUAGUCUAUCACAGAAGAUGACUUAUCCAUCACAGCUCUUGGAAGUACUCUCUUCCUUCACAAUGGAGAUAAUGACCAGUUCAUAGCUGUUCAAACUCACAACAGUCCCGCAAGUGUUUCCUAAGGAUUUUCACUUCAGUGUUGGCUUCUGCCAAUUCAUAAGAUAUAUCUCAGGUUAAACCUGAAGUCUUUGAAGAUGCCUUUGCUCCAGGACAGUCGUCGUUGUCAUCCUGCUUAUUUUUUUUCUAUACAAACAAAUCCUCCUGCUCUUGUUUUAGUGAUGGCUGGAGCACCACUGGGCGACUUAAGUAACCUCUCCUCUCAUUUCCUGCUACUUAAUCAGACAGGGAGGUUCUAGCAUUGUAACGACAAUGGAAACCACUUGAAACCUCUUGGUGAGAUUUUUUAACUCGUUUCAAAAUAUAGCUGAUUUAACAUACCUGAGAAGUCUGUUCAUUUCAGAUGAGUGGCUGCAGGGCACACCUCAUCAGCAUUCUGGAAAUUCAGGAAGUGUUGCUAUCCCUGCAAGUUUAACAGUAAUAGUCGAUAGGUCACUGUAGUGGCAUAUGCUAAUAAAAAUGGGACUGUCUUAUCCCUGCUUUAUAAGUUGGUAUUUGAAGAUGCACAAAAGGUCAGUUCAUCAUACUGUUGUGCUCUCAACAGGGUAGAACAUCCAGGAAGGCAACCUCAUUCAGUAAAGUCAGGUAGCAUGGAUGGUGUAGUACUUACUUUCUUGAUUGGAGGAGAGGUAGUUUGAGCUUGGGGCUCUCCUAUGCUCUACUUGAUUACUUUCAAGCUGAACAAACAGCUUCCAGUGUUCUGUUCUUCCAUUCUAUUCCCCAGACUGGUGAUAGACGUUCCAUUCCAAUAUCACUGGGACAAUCUGAAAGUUUUAUGCUUUCCAAUGUUCAUGAUUCAUUUGGGGAUCAUCAGUUUCUGAUCACCCUGGGUUUCAGGAUGACCGUCAUGAUAUUCAAUGACUCCUUAUUGACCUCAAGUUGAGUGGAAUCUUCCUUAUUCCCCUUUGCUGAGGUAAGAUCCCAUCAGUCUACAUUGUAAGGGUUUUACUGUGGUGUAAUCUAGGUUUCAGACUGAAGAAUGUGGAUUUCUUAGUCAAGGAGUUAUCCAUGCAUGAGCAAUUUUGAAGACUUGUCUCCACAAAAAAAAGUAGCUUUGUUUCUCAAAUGGGAAGUGGAAUUUUUUCCUAAGCCCAAGCAGUUUACAAGCCCUUGAUUGAAGCCAUGACCAAGAGCUCCCUCCCAGGCCAAGACUGUCCUUUGGCUAGCUGAGUCUUGGUGAAGCCAGUUUACAAGUUUCUUGGUUCUUGUCUGGUCCUCAGAGAUGGGGGCUUUGGUUCCUAAGAUUCAAGAGUUCUUUCAACCCCUGGUUCUUUGUGGCAUGGUGUUUCGUAUGCCUGAUGUGUUGUACGUAGUAUAUGUCAUUACCAAAUACAGGCAAGCAUAAGGAGGAGGUGUUCAAGAACAUCCUUCCCUGCUGGCUUUGUGAAGUAAGUUAACAGGCUUAUGAGACUCCUCUGAGAAGGAUGUCACACCUUACUUUUGCAAGAGCAUACCAAGUCAGUGUGUGGGACCAUUAUUAGCCAUUUUGGAGGAAGUUUUUCAGUUUUCCAGGCAAUGAGGCAAGUGUAAGCCAACAUUACUUUCUUCAUUCCAUUAGAGGGAUUUUUUACUUUUAGGAGACUCCCUGGAUACCUUCUCCAUGGGACCUGAAGUAAAUAAUCAAAAUAUUGUGAAGACAUCUAGCUCUGUUUGGACAAAAGUAUUAGACUUGAUGUAAGUCUGGGGGUAUGACUGGACACUCUUACCUUCCUCCUUUCCAGAGCAGCUUCUAGGCCAAGUAUCAGCUAGAUACAGGUGGCCACACUUUGAGAAUCCAAUCUUAAUAAUGACAGACCCAUUAUGGACCCAUCACCUGAUGUUAACCAGAAUUUACUGCUUCUAACUUCAACCAAUUUCAUGGUUCUCUACUGUUUCCUUACCAGAGUGCCCUUACUCAAACCAUAUCUCUAUUAUGUCAGGGUCCUACCUCUCUACCAUCCCACUCAAACCAUAUCUCUAUUAUGUCAGGGUCCUACAUCUCUACCAUCCCAUUUCCCAGACUGAGUAGGAGGUUAUAGGAGUCGAUGCAUACCUCACUCAUGUAUGCAACUGGGAGAAUGACUAUUCCAAUUAGGAUUAAACUCGUUAUUUGUCAGAGAUGACCUCCCACCUAAGGCAAAAUCUCCUAUAAAAAAGGCAGUGGUUUGGAAAAAAUAACUGGUUUUAAAAAUAAUUCAUAUAUUUUCAUAGGCAUACAAACCAAGCCUUUUAUAACAUAAUCCCAUCUCAGCCACCCUGCUUUCCCCUUGAGGCAUGAGGAAAAAGUGAUUACUGAUUGAAAAUGAGUGAGGGGUAUUCCCCACUCACCCCCCGUAAAUCACCAGUUAAAGGACCUUAUUACAAAGUUCAGCUACCAUUCCUAUAAAAGGCUCUGGUCUGUGUAUCAAGGAAAAAGGCAAAUUAAUUUUAAGAUAUUUUAUAUUGGUAAAUGUUCUGCACAUGUUGUAUAGAAUCCAAAGAGUAAUAUCUUCAGAGUACCUUGAGACUCGGCCAAGAGCUGGAAGUAAUAGCUGGUUCAUUCAAGUAAGAAUGACUGAAGAGGCUCUUGAUGGGAAUAGUGCUACAAGAAUGUGUUGCAAUUCUUGGUGUGGUUAUUUGGGAGCAUAAUCACACCAUCACAACAUUGUCAAUCCUUUUUGUAGACCAGACUAUUUUGGCUGAAUACAGUGAUAGGACUGUCAGACUAAAAUCUCAUUGUACUCUAAAUCUGAAAUGAAUUAAGAUAUUGCAUGUAAGAAAGAUGAAAAGUGAGCUAUGUGUGACACUUCUGUCUUAUAAAUUUUUCUGUUGACCUGUCAGCAUGAAAGGUUAACUUUUUUUCUAUAAAUCAUGUUGGAAAGUGGCUAAAAUUCCAGUGCCCUUUGAUGCUUUUUUCCUUCUUGAAUAGUUAUUUCUCAAUAUUACUUAUUUUUUAUAAUAAAAUUUUGUGUCAAAAAUGGAAUAUGUACCUUGUUACAGAAUGAAGGAAGAUUUGUAUUUAAUUCUCACGCAGAUGAAGGAAGAUUUGUAUUUAAUUCUAAGAAAUAUAUAGCAAACACAAACAGAAAAAUUUCCUUAUUUGGGGCUUUGUAUGAUACUUGCAUUUUGUUAUAUUUCAUAUUGGUUCUUUUUAAUUAUUCUUUAUGCAAAAUUUUUGGUUCUGCAGCUGUGAAAUCCAUGAAUUUUGAAGACUAGAAAGCAUGAUAAGUGGAUGUAGUUGGUUAUGCUGAAGGUACUUUAAAAUUCUUGCAAGUCCUUAGGCUUACUACCUAGAACAGAGUACUCUUCAACAAAAGUUCUGAUAGGAACUUUGAUUCAACCCUUCUUAUGGGGAAUUCUGAAAAGAAAGUAUAUGCAUGGCGUUUGUGUCUUUAAUAAAAGCAGGUGCCUUAGCUGCCACAUAGUGAAGCACCGCAUUUAGUACAGAUCUUUGAGCCGAGAUAUCCGUCCAAAAACAAAAAUAGGUAGAUAAAAAUAUGGAAUAGCUCCAGAUGGCACUUUUAGAAUAACACUUGACAGUGGUUACUUAUGCAAUUAUGAUCUUUUAUACAUUAGGACAGCAAGAUAACUAGACAGGCAGGUAGAAAAACAAUUGGUGAAGAGAAUAUGUAUAUACUUUGUAUUAUUAUACUAACUGCAAAGUAUUGUAACAGGUUAAAAAAAUUUAGGAUCUGUGAAUUGAUGAAAACUGUAAUAGUACAUAUAUGCAACACUGAAGCAUACCAAAGAGAUAAAUUGUUGAAUUCAGGAACACAAGUUGUAUGGUACAUCACAUAUUAAUACUAGAGCAAGUUCAAGUUUUUAUGAGUAACGGGAAAUGAAAGUUUAUUUUAAAGCACUGAAAUAAUCACACUGAACAAAGUUAACGGUAUUGAGAUAGGUUUAAUGUCAUCAAGUGGCUAUUAUUACUAUGUACCAUAUAAUAUUCCUUUUGCUACUGUUUCACCUCAGGCAUAUUCUGUAAAGAUGUCAGUCAUCUUGUUAAAGAAAAAAAAAAAAAGCUACACAUGUAGUUUAAACAACUGUUGAUAUAGUGUUUUAUAGGACAAAAUACCAUUUCAUAUGUAAUUUCCACUACCUGUUCAGUAUACAUUUCUGUAUCAAAUUUAAUCUCUGAAGAAUUUGAUAGGUUUGGAAAAAAGUUGUAUUAAAGGUUUUUACAAAAAUAUGAGAUCCUUCUCAUGCUUUGAACUGCUAGUCUUAGACUAUUCAAGGUAAAUUAGGAGAGAACAUACUUAUCUCACUUGGCUGUGUAGUGUAUGUGUUGAGAAUUUUUAAUUAUGCAACUGACAUGUCUAACAUAUCGCACUUCUGUUUGUUUUGUGUUGGUAUGCAAUUUAUAGCAAAAAGAAGUAUACUGUACAUCUUGUCAAAGUGUGGAGGCAAUUUUAAAAAUUGGAUUCUUAUGGAAAAAGGUGGUUGUGUACAAAGCAAAGUAGAAGCAUGUCAUUUUUCCCAUUCUUCAAACAAAAGUCAAAGUUUGUUCUUGCUAUCACAUUCUGUGACCUAUGAACAAGUCCAAGAGUGUUUGCCAGUGCAUCCCUGAAUUUUUUGGAGACAUAGCUCAGUCUUAAAAUAGGAAAACAAUUAAUUCUUCAAUUUAGAUACAUUUGAUAUUUAAAUGUGUUGGCAAUAGCAGGACAAAAGUAUCAAACAAUGCAACACUUACCAUAGAAAAUGUAUGCAGAUUAUCUUAUUUGGCUAGUUUAGGUAGUACAGGCAGUCCCCGGCUUACGACAGGGGUUCCGUUCUCGAGACGCGCCGUAAGCCGGAAAAUCGUCAAAAAAUCCUAAGAAAACCUUACUACUAUUAAUGCUUUGGGUGUAUUAAAACUAUGUAAACUGCAUUUUUAUUGCAUUUUUCAUAAAAAAAUGUCAAAUAUUGACUAUUUUGCAUUUUUGGUCAUAUUUCUUCUGCCAGAGUGGAAUGGUAAGCAUCGUAACCCUGGAACAUGCGUUGUAAACUUGGAAAUAAUUUCUGAUGAAUAUAAUUGAGAAGUGUUGUAACCUCGGACCAUCGUAAGCCGGAGACUGCCUGUAUCUUUUUGGCUAGCUCUGGUAUUAGGAUAACUGUUGGUGUUUAUCAUUACUAAACUAGUUGGUUCCAGUAACAAUAGACACACUAAAUUGUGAAGUUGUAAGCAAUUUUCUUUACUAAGCAUCCUGAUCAUGAACAGAAUAAAGUCAUCACAAGCAUAACAUUUCAUACUCGAUUCCAGCUCAAGGGACCAUAGUUUGUGAACACUAAUGACAGAGGCCAUUAAUGAGAUGAAUGGAGCCAAAGGUAUAUUUCCUCAUCAUCAGCCACUAAAAGCAAAAAUCAUCAUUGUAAUCCAGUGAAGUUAAGGCAUACACAGGAUGCACAGAGUACAGUGUGUAUUGCUGUGCUUUGAUCUGCUUUUGGUAAGACCAUGGGUUUCAAGUGAUACUGGCGACAGAAACAAGUGAUCAAGAAGGUCCUCUGCAGUUUUGCUGGCUGAAGUUGUAUGGCUAGCAGUGUGUGGGAGCUGGUGUUGCAGUGGAAUGUUGUACCCAUAGCAAAGAAAGGGAUGUCUCCCCAUUUCAUGUUAUUUAUGACAGUGUGGUAGUUGCAUGCAUCAGGAUUGUGUUUUUGGGUAUCGGUGAGUUCUUUGUAGCCGAUUCCCAGUUCAAUCCAAAAUAAUUUCUUUUCUUGACUGACACUGCAUCUACUAUUGAGGUAUUUUCUGCCCGGAGUGUUUUAUUGUUCAACCAAAGUAGGCAUUGGUUUAGUAUGAAUCCUGCUUUGUGGUUGGUGAUCUGUCAGGCGGGCAAAAAGUGUACCAUUGAUGUUGAAUAUGCUGUAUUUUUAUUGGCUAUUAUUUAACUUUACUUCUGCAUCUGUUUGGGUCAAAACUUGUGACUCAAUGUUUGACCUGUUCCCUGAGUCUGAUGAGCUUGAAAUUUUGCAUGGUUACUCAAUCUCAGUGAAAAUACAACCUUACAUAGAUAUAUAGGUCUGCAGUGACCUCUCCUAGUAUUUCAGGAUGGUAUGAAAAUCUGAUUUUUUCAUACCUUCUUUAACUUGGUAGAAAAAGUUAAUAACUCUAGGGAUUUUUCAAAACUUCUUUGGCUUAACAGGAUACCAUGUUCAAUUUUGUUAGCUGCAAUCACAAAUUGGCUAUAAUUUCCGUAAAAAAUAAAUAAAAUAAAUGCACUUUUAUUAAAAUGCACUAAAAAGUUAAAAAAAAAAUCAUUUUGAGACACCAUGAUUUUCUUACAAUUAAUCAUGUCUACAAAAAUAUAAGCAUGGGUGCCAAACAUGGAAGGAAAUGCUAUAAAAAAAAAAAAAAAAAAAUAUAAUCUUGGUCUCAAAAAUAAUUUUUUUUAUUUUUUUGUACAUUUUAAUAAAAGUGUUGAAAUUUUUUCCCUUAUAUUUGAGUUUUCUCUGCUGCUGUCAGUUUCCAACUGAAGAAAAAUUGGGGUUUGGUACUGCUAAUUUCAUUUCCUAUGACAGCACCCAUCAUAACACUGCUUGCAUUGGUGGGGAGAGCAAGACUGGCUGGGGGUUGGGAAACACCAGUAUUGUGGUGCCUUUAAGUGCAUUCUAUGUUGCUUAUAGGUUGCCUUGUUGGGUGAGCCCGAUCUGUGUCUUGGCAUUUCUGCUAUGGACAUUGUAUAGUUGGUUCUUGGUUUUGGCAAUGGUCGUGAGGAAUCUGUAGUGAUAUUUUACCAAGCCCAUAAUUCUUUUAGUUUACAGGAAACUCUGCUUUUGAGGAUCUUGUAGUUUUCAGGAACAGGUGUUUCCUGACUGGUGGCACUUGGAGAAUAGGGAAUGUAUGCCACUCUUGGUUAAACUCUGGUUAAACCCAGAGUUCAGCCAGCAACGGUGUGGAGCACCUUUUCAACCAUGUGCUGGUACAUCAUUGGCAUUACCUGAACUGGUUUGAGUGGGUAAUCCAUGACCUUGCUGGCCAGUCAGGUGUGGUCAAUGAAGUGAGCCCUGCAAUGGCUGACAAUAUUGGCUGAAUGCGUGACUUUUGACUACAAGUUGCACAAGUAAACACGAAAAUCCAUUUUUCAUACUGUUAACUGGACUUAAGCUGUCUAACAUUUAUUGUUUAGAAGUCCUUCCAUUGGAAACCCAUCUAGAAGAAUUUUGUUUUCUCACCAAGAGUUUAUAGAUGUUAUAUGCUGAAGAUGACUAAUUAGUGCUGUUCCAGGUAAUUUCAUUUCUUCUUGUGUACCAGAAAUCAGUCUUCAGGAACAUCACGAAAGGUCUGUCGAGUGUACUUCUCAUUAUGUCAGAGAACUAUGUUCACGAUAAUUAUAAAUAUUGUACAUAAUGGAACAUAAAUCUCUAUUUUAACUUGUGAUUGCACACAAGCUGUGGAAUCACAACUCUUAACUCUUUUACCUGAAAUUUUUCCUGGUGAGAACUUGUAAGGUAAUCCUUUUAUUAGCAGUUAGGCCAUUAAAUUUACUGCUUUGCAUUUUUCAGCAGUUAGCCCAUUAAAUUCACUGCUUUGCAUUUUUCUUCUUCAUUUUAUUAUCUUCUGUUAUAUGGUUAAUGAUUGGGCUAAUUUACAAUACCUGAAAUUUGUCCUGAGCUAGGCAAUAUGCCUCACUUUCCUACAUGUUUACAUUUGCUUGUAUAAUGUCUUCUGAGAUUGUUUUAAAGCAGAAGUAUUUUAUAGGUAGUUCAUCCUAACCUCAAGUUAAACUAGUUUAGAUGACCUUUGCAUCCAAGAACUUAUCACAACUUCAAGUUCUUUAGGAACUUGUAAAUAGAUUAUCAUAAACCCUUGACAGGUGCAUGAGCAAAUGCCAGAAUAAUAGUAGUAGGCUACAUACAGUAUAUAAACUGUUGUUGCUCUUGAUUAACUGCUUGCUAGAACCAUUAACUUUGUUUUAUAGAAGAGAUUCUACCCUCAAACCUCUUGAGAUUAGUUGAUCUCCAGAACUGAUGGCAAGAAUACUAAUUUUCUCCCUUUAGGGUAGUUCUUAAACAGUGCUCAUAACAUUGCUGGUAACUUUAUUAGAUGCUACUGUGUGUGUGGUGAUCUCAUAGAGGUUACUCUAAUAGUUUUUAAAAUUAUGUAAAAAUAUUGGUUUGUAAUUUAGGAUUUACCACUAACUGACAUGUUUACUCUGGUACACAUUAGGCAAGUUGUACAAAGCAUGUCUCAUGUACAUACUAAUUUUAAGAAUGCUGUACUGUAACUUUAGUUUCAUUAAAGAAAGUUCUGAUCUGUGAGAUUGGAGUAAAUUUGAUAUCCCUACACAUAUUUUCAUUAUAUAUACAAAAUUGUAUAUGGUUAGUCAAAUAUAUGUUACAACCUGGA
This is a messenger RNA of Macrobrachium nipponense, 24698 nucleotides long. RefSeq lists its product as uncharacterized. The coding region runs from base 124 to 450 and encodes 108 amino acids. Lineage: Eukaryota; Metazoa; Arthropoda; Malacostraca; Decapoda; Palaemonidae. The record is from RefSeq and is a predicted model, not a curated record. The transcript has 3 exons.